AGCUAUUUGAACAACGGCGAAUACAGCGACCUCGAGGUCCGCUGCGGGAGCAUCACCUACAAGGUUCACCGGCUCGUCUUGUGCAGUCAAAUAGAGUUCUUCCGGAAAGCGUGCAACGUCUGUUGGAGAGAGGGCAAAGAAUGCGUUGUUGAUCUCAGCCACGACGACGCCUACGCUGUCGACGCGCUGCUUCGCUAUGCCUAUACUGGCAAAUGCGACAUCUUUGCGGAGAACGUCGCGCCUAGUCGGAAGGCCCUUCACUACGUGCAGAUAUACGCAAUCGGAGCUAAAUACGAAAUCACCGGUUUACAGGACUUAGCGAAGGACUAUCUGAAGCCUCUCCUCGACGCGCACCGGAACGAGGGUUGGCUGGCGGAAGUCAUCCGUCUGACCUACGAGACUACAAUUCCUACCGACCGAGGCCUCUGCGACAUCGUUGUCGAUAUCAUUGUCGAACAGCAUGGGAUCUAUGCCGAGCAAGAC
This is a messenger RNA of Mytilinidion resinicola, 483 nucleotides long. RefSeq lists its product as uncharacterized. The annotation marks the transcript as partial. The record is from RefSeq and is a predicted model, not a curated record. Lineage: Eukaryota; Fungi; Ascomycota; Dothideomycetes; Mytilinidiales; Mytilinidiaceae. The transcript has 2 exons. Gene Ontology annotation, molecular function: protein binding.